Labrus mixtus (cuckoo wrasse) is the source of this 1269-nucleotide messenger RNA. RefSeq names its product NME/NM23 nucleoside diphosphate kinase 4 (gene nme4). The coding region runs from base 129 to 734 and encodes 201 amino acids. The record is from RefSeq and is a predicted model, not a curated record. Lineage: Eukaryota; Metazoa; Chordata; Actinopteri; Labriformes; Labridae. Gene Ontology annotation, molecular function: nucleoside diphosphate kinase activity. The transcript is spliced from 5 exons. Gene Ontology annotation, biological process: UTP biosynthetic process; CTP biosynthetic process; GTP biosynthetic process.
CAUCAGUGGAGUUAAUUUCAGUGUGAGCGACAUUCAGGGAGGUGACCGGGACGAACGGACAGACGACUCGUGAGCAGAGAUCGAAAAGGUUUGAUUAUCUCUCCAGAGGCUCAUGAAACAAGACCACGAUGCAGCGGUGCAUUUUUAGGAGAGUUGUACAACAGUUUAGUUUCAGGGAGCAGGAAACCACUAAAGGUGUGCUGUCUGGUUUCCCCACUACUACUACUACUACUGCUGCCGCUGCUUCAGGGCGCAGGAGCAAAUCAAGUGUUCCAGAUGUGAGGGAGCGGACUCUCAUAGCUGUGAAACCAGAUGGAGUUCAUCGCCGUCUCGUUGGACAAAUCAUCCAGCGGUUUGAGCAGCGAGGAUUCAAGCUGGUUGGCCUGAAAAUGUUGAAGGUGCCGGAGGAUCUCCUGACCCAGCACUACUGCCAGCUGAGGUCGAAACCCUUCUUUCCCAGGCUCCUGGAAUACAUGUCAUCAGGACCCGUGGUUGCCAUGGUGUGGGAAGGGCACAAAGUGGUGCAGGCGUCCCGUCUCAUGGUGGGACAUACUAACCCUGCAGAGGCCCAGGCCGGCACAGUCAGAGGAGAUUUCAGCUUUCACGUGAGCAGGAAUGUGGUUCAUGCCAGUGAUUCCCUGGAGGGGGCGCAGAGGGAGAUCCAGCUGUGGUUUACGGGGAAAGAGCUGAUGAACUGGGACUGCUGCGACCAGAGCCUCACCUGUGAGCUGUGAAGGUCGCUGACAGACGAUCGGCAGUGAGACUCAGUGACUCUACCUCUUCUCCCGCUGCUCAGAGCUCUGUUUCUGUAUGUGACACUACAGUGAUGGAUAAAAGACGAGUCAAAGUUAAUGUUCCCACCGAGAUCUUUACCUCAGAAAAUGUGCCGACACUAGAAAGAAAAAUAUUUUAUGUGGAAAUAAGUGAGAGUCUAUUUUACUCAAUUUGAAACUUCUGAUAACCUACACUUCAAAAUGUCUCAGUGAACAGCCACGUUAGGAUCAGCUCGCCUUUAGUCUCAGGAUUAAAUGUGUGCAGUAAUUUAUAAAAAAGAUGUAUCCACAUGUCUGCACCUGUGGAGCCUAAAUGGGUGACUCAACGGGGUGUUCUACUUUACAGUCAUCCAGAUGUGCAGUGUUCUUGAUACACCAAACAGUCAUUCAGUUUAAAGUGACUUUACGUCGCAUGAAAACCAAGUUUAGGUCUUCCUGAUUAUUAAGAGAAAGUGAGUUAAUUGUCAUUAUGCAAUCUGAAAAAGUAUAAUCAACA